This is a messenger RNA of Propithecus coquereli (Coquerel's sifaka), 1415 nucleotides long. It is a transcript of the gene POLR3F, whose product is annotated as polymerase (RNA) III (DNA directed) polypeptide F, 39 kDa. Bases 90 to 1040 code for a protein of 316 amino acids. The transcript is spliced from 9 exons. NCBI's taxonomy places the organism in Eukaryota, Metazoa, Chordata, Mammalia, Primates, Indriidae. The record is from RefSeq and is a predicted model, not a curated record. Gene Ontology annotation, cellular component: RNA polymerase III complex. Gene Ontology annotation, biological process: transcription by RNA polymerase III.
UCUGUCUUCCAUUGGUUCCCGGGGCUCCCCGGCUCACUAUCUCGCCACUUGGUGCGUCUCUUCCCCCGGGAGUCGGGAACUGAGCCCUCAUGGCUGAGGUGAAAGUGAAGGUGCAACCGCCCGACGCGGAUCCGGUGGAAAUAGAAAACAGGAUUAUAGAAUUAUGUCACCAGUUCCCUCAUGGAAUUACAGACCAAGUAAUUCAGAAUGAAAUGCCUCAUAUAGAAGCCCAGCAGCGGGCAGUGGCCAUUAAUAGAUUAUUGUCCAUGGGUCAGUUGGAUCUCUUAAGGAGCAAUACAGGCCUUUUAUAUAGAAUAAAAGACUCUCAGAAUGCUGGUAAAAUGAAGGGAUCAGAUAACCAAGAAAAACUAGUAUAUCAAAUCAUAGAGGAUGCAGGAAAUAAAGGAAUAUGGAGCAGAGAUAUCCGAUACAAAAGUAACUUGCCAUUAACAGAAAUCAACAAAAUUCUGAAGAAUUUGGAAAGUAAAAAGCUUAUUAAAGCUGUUAAGUCAGUAGCAGCCUCAAAAAAGAAGGUGUAUAUGCUCUAUAACCUGCAGCCAGACCGAUCUGUGACUGGUGGAGCCUGGUAUAGUGACCAAGAUUUUGAAUCUGAAUUUGUAGAGGUGCUUAACCAACAGUGUUUUAAAUUCCUGCAAAGCAAGGCAGAAACAGCACGAGAAAGCAAACAGAAUCCAGUGAUACAAAGAAAUAGUUCAUUUGCUUCAUCACACGAAGUGUGGAAAUAUAUCUGUGAACUGGGGAUCAGUAAGGUAGAGUUGUCCAUGGAGGACAUUGAAACUAUCCUGAAUACACUCAUUUAUGAUGGGAAAGUGGAGAUGACUAUCAUUGCUGCAAAAGAAGGUACAGUUGGCAGUGUAGACGGACACAUGAAGCUGUACAGGGCAGUCAAUCCCAUCAUCCCGCCCACAGGUUUGGUCCGGGCACCCUGUGGACUCUGCCCGGUGUUUGAUGACUGCCAUGAAGGUGGUGAGAUUUCACCAUCUAACUGUAUUUACAUGACAGAGUGGCUUGAAUUUUAAUAGAAAGUUAUGAACUUUACUGACAUUUUGCAAAUGAAGUUACUUUGGGAGAAGAUAAUUUAAUCACGAUGGAGCAUCAAAUCUCCUUGAAAGCAAACUUCAUAAUAAUCAAUAUAGACUUGCUGCUAUGAAAACAUUUUUUUUUAUUUAUGCGGACUAAAUUUAUAUUGGUAAAGUAGCCAACAGAAUAUGAAACAAAUAAGGUUAGUAGUGAAAUCCAUUCUUCAGCAAAUAAAAUACUUUGAAAUUCUGGAGGAUCACAUCUUCUGAAGCUUCUGAGAAUUUUAAUGGGUCAAGGAAAAAUAAGCCAACAAACCUAUAUUUACCAAGUACCAGGAUUAUGGCUAGAGUGUAAAUAUGUUCUAUUUAAAGUUA